GCUGCAAAAAAUUCCCUUCCUUACCCAUCCCAUCACGUUUCGUCACUCCCCUUCUCUUCCCUUCUCCAUCGUUGGCUGCUUCCUCCGGACCCCAGUUCAAAAAUUCCUCCAUUGGCGCCCAAACCCCAAACCCUAGCCGGCCGGACGGGCUCGCCAGUCGCCGUCACACGCGGGGCCGCGCGCGGAACAUGCGGGAUCUCGGCCCAUGGCGACCGGGCCCGAUCUGAGCGCCUCCUCCAGCGCCGCCCCCGACGCUGCGACGGCGGCGGCGGCCAAGAAGGACCGCCACAUCGUCAGUUGGAGCGAUGAGGAGGAUGGCGUGCUCCGUGCUCAAAUCGCCAUUCAUGGCACCGAUAACUGGACCAUUAUAGCAGCACAAUUCAAGGACAAAACGGCCAGACAGUGCAGGCGAAGAUGGUACAAUUAUUUGAAUUCAGAGUGCAAGAAAGGUGGGUGGUCCCGGGAAGAGGACAUGCUAUUGUGUGAGGCUCAAAAGGUUCUUGGCAACAGGUGGACUGAAAUUGCUAAGGUUGUCUCAGGAAGAACUGAUAAUGCAGUGAAGAAUCGGUUUUCUACUCUAUGCAAAAGGAGAGUCAAGGAUGAGGAGCUAUUCCAAGAAAAUGGUGCGCCAUGUUCCAAUGCAAAUGCAAAGAGGAUACUGACACAAACCGGAUGCCUCACACCUGGUGUGCCAGGCUCCUUGCUUCCUAUUAAGCAGACGAGGUUUUGCAACUCUGACUCGAAAGAUAACACUGUACCAAAUAUGAGGUUAUUUGGACCAGAAAAGGGCACACAAGAUGCUCGUCAACCUCUUGCAAUUAUUUCUUCAAACAAUCAAGAUAAUGUGAAAAUAGUGGAACCCCAUAAUCUUGUUGCUAAAACAGCGACAAAACAAUUAUUUGGCGUGAAACACGAGGGUAAUUUUCUGAACAAGGAUGAUCCAAAAGUUGCUACAUUAUUGCAGCAAGCUGACUUGCUUUCAUCCCUUGCGACAAAAAUUAAAACUGAGAAUACAAGCCAAAGUAUGGAUGAAGCUUGGCAGCAACUGCAGCAUCAUUUAGUCAAAAAAGAUGACAGCGAAAUGUCAGAAAGUAGCAUGUCUGGAAUAGCUUCACUCCUAGAGGAUCUUGAUGAUUUAAUUGUGGACCCCUAUGAGAAUGAAGAGGAAGAUGGGCAGAAGCUAAGGGAACAGAAUGGACAAAUUGAUGGGCAUGAUGAGCACUGUAAUGGUCCUUCACAAACUAGCAUGGAAUUAAGAUCUCAUAUGGCUCCUGAUCAAAAGAUGGAUGAUUGCUCAGUAGAUGUUAUCAAAGAAGACAAUAUUGUUUGUACAAACGCGCUCUCUGGUAAGAUGGAACCUUGCCUAGGUGCAGAAAUACCAGCAUCUGAAAAUUUGAGCGAGGUUGCUGAAGAUAGCAAGCUUCAAUGUAUGGAAUCGACCUCUCCUGUUGUAACAGAUUUUGAUGAUUUAAUUAUAGACCCCUAUGAGAGCAAAGAGGAAGAUGAACAAAAGUUAAGGGAGCAGAAUGAACAGAUUGAUCUGCAUGAUGGGCAUUCUAAUGGUCCUUCACAAACUAGCAUGGAACUAACGUCAGGAAUGGCUCCUGAUCAAAAGAUGGAAGAUUGCCCAGUGGAUAACUGCAAAGAAGAUAAUAGUCUUUGUAGAAGCGUGCUUUCUGGAAGUACGGAACCUUGCCCAGCUACAGAAAUAUCAGCAUCUGAAUAUCUGGGCGUGGUUGCUGAAGAUAGCAGGCUUCAAAGCAUGGAAUCUACCUCUCCUGUUCUAACAAAUUUUCAAAGUAAAGAAUGUGCUGAAAUACCAGCAUCAGAGAACCUUAGCGAGGUUGCUGAAGAUGGCAGGCUCCAAUGUAUUGAAUUCACCUCCCCUGCUCAUACAGUUUCCCAAGCUAAAGCCGGUGCAGAAAUACCCGCAUCCCCAAAGUUUAGUGGGGUUGGCAAAGAUAGUAAGCUUCCUUCUGUGGCAUUCACGUCUCCUGCGCACACAGUUCCAACAUUCCAACCGUACGCAGACGACAUGCCUACUCCAAAAUUCACUGCUAGUGAGAGAAAUUUUCUGCUUUCUGUACUAGGGUUGACCUCACCAGGGUCGAAGCCAGAAACUUCUCAGCAGCCUUCUUGCAAAAGGGCUCUUCUUAAUAGCCUUUGAACUGGGUUGCAUGGGAUCCAACAGCAAGCCUGUUAUGCUCCUCAGCAUAAACAAUUUGGCUUCCCUAUAUUGAUUCUUCAUCAUACUCCUGUUUGCAUAAAGUGUGCCUACCUCAUUCCCGGUCCAUUUGAGAUCUCAAUUGUUGUCUCAAGGGUCUCAUAGUUUGGUUUGUUUGCUGUGUAUAUAUUACAUUGGCAGCGUUGUAGUGGCUUACAGAAAUUAAAGGGUGCUGGUGUAAGAGUUUACAGCUUGUAUUCAAAAUAUAGAAUAAGUAGUAUUCUUUGUGUAAUUAACUCUUGUACUUAUUCUUUCCGAUAUAUAUUGGAUUGUUGUUUAGUGUGA
Messenger RNA from Phragmites australis (common reed), 2509 nucleotides. Its product is annotated as transcription factor MYB124-like. Gene Ontology annotation, cellular component: nucleus. Gene Ontology annotation, molecular function: DNA-binding transcription factor activity, RNA polymerase II-specific; RNA polymerase II cis-regulatory region sequence-specific DNA binding. The coding region runs from base 206 to 2167 and encodes 653 amino acids. NCBI's taxonomy places the organism in Eukaryota, Viridiplantae, Streptophyta, Magnoliopsida, Poales, Poaceae. Gene Ontology annotation, biological process: regulation of DNA-templated transcription. The transcript has 14 exons. The record is from RefSeq and is a predicted model, not a curated record.